Triplophysa rosa is the source of this 1277-nucleotide messenger RNA. RefSeq lists its product as uncharacterized. The transcript is spliced from 5 exons. The record is from RefSeq and is a predicted model, not a curated record. Bases 57 to 818 code for a protein of 253 amino acids. NCBI's taxonomy places the organism in Eukaryota, Metazoa, Chordata, Actinopteri, Cypriniformes, Nemacheilidae.
UGAGAAACGCUUCGACGUGUGCUUUUUUAGUUGUCCUGUCUUGCAUAUUUACAACCAUGUCUUUGCAAACUGUACAUGCUCCAGCCGGUGGAAAUGUCACCAUUCAUUGUUUGCAUAUACUGGCCCACGGCAACAUCAAAUAUUUCUGCCGUGAGACGUGUGACGGGAAAAAUACUCUCAUAAUAUCUGAAAGAGGCAGGAACCCAACACACAGAGACAGAUACUCACUAUAUGAUGAAGGAUCAGACUUUACAGUCACCAUCACUGAUCUGAGUUCAUCAGACAGCGGUUCUUACAUCUGUGCAGUCCACAGACUCUUUAUAGACACGUACGGUUAUGUGAAGCUUCAUGUGACCGAGGCUUCUACAUUAAUACCUUUUCCAACAACUACAACCAGACAACCUGCGAGAAGAUCUGCUAGAACCACAACAGUGAUCAGGAGAACAUCAUUGGAGAUCAGAGAAUCAAUCCCAGUUACAACAGAAUCAGUAACCGCAAGGAGAGCAGCAGUGUCUGAUCUCUGGGUAUACGUGGGUUGUGCUCUCGGCACGCUUGUGUUGAUUUUUAUUAUCAUCUUCUUGGUGUUUAUCAAACACAAGUCUAAACAGAAGAUGUGCCCCACAUCAUCAGCUCUUCAUCAUCCUGAUGUUCUCAGUUACACCACGCUGAACUUCACUUCACGAUCGGACAGUCUGAUGUACUCCACUGUUCUCUUCAGAAAAGAACAUCAUAAGAACACUGAGAGAAAGUGUUCACGUGACCCAAAUGAACGAACCUCAACACUUUAUUCAUCUGUUCAGACAACAGGAAUCAAAUAGAUAUCAUCCAAAUCAAAUGAUCCAUUCAAACAGAUGUGUAGAUUAUCUUGAACUUUUAAUUUGUAAAGAUUAAUUUAGAAUUUGUUCAAUGCUCUUUAUAUACUGUACACUUGGCACUGCUUUAAAAUGGCACAUUUAGCUUUUCAUUAAAAUAUGAAUAUGAUCUUUCACUUUUAGGAACAUUUGAGGAUUUUAUUUAUGCAAAAUCAACGAUUAUUGGUUUGGUUUGAGAAUUUCAGUUUUAUUACAUUUUUCGGUGAUCUUUGCUUCCAAAUCACACAUGUUUUGCAUGUCUGCAUUCUAACCCGAUCUUGUUGGGAUAUUUUCUUAGUGAGGUUAUGCUACUACACACCACCAGAGUGAGCCACGAUGCUCUAGUGACUGGUAAAGGUGAGUAGUGAAGCAAAUCUGAUUUGUUGGGCAGAGGAAGCAUGGCCUGUUUGUCUCUUGGGUCUUUUG